Octopus bimaculoides (California two-spot octopus) is the source of this 7597-nucleotide messenger RNA. RefSeq names its product serine/threonine-protein phosphatase 2A 56 kDa regulatory subunit. Gene Ontology annotation, cellular component: protein phosphatase type 2A complex; nucleus; cytosol. Lineage: Eukaryota; Metazoa; Mollusca; Cephalopoda; Octopoda; Octopodidae. Gene Ontology annotation, biological process: signal transduction; protein dephosphorylation. The record is from RefSeq and is a predicted model, not a curated record. Gene Ontology annotation, molecular function: protein phosphatase activator activity.
CAAUCGUGAAUCCCUUUAAUUGUAAUGUUUCCCUCCACCUCUUGGUAUCUAUAGCAGUUCUUUACUUGCUUCCGAACCAUAGAUACUUUGCAAAGCAGGAAGAGGAUAGUCUUACAUUAAAAUUGUCUACUUUUUUUUUUCACUUGCAUUUUAUUUAGCGUGUUUACUUUUUGUUUAUUGUGAAUAAUACAUUGAGAAUUACAUAAAACGAGAUAUUUUUUCCAUUAAAAAAAAAAAGAUCACUUGACAGUCUUGAGUAUUCUCAAUACACCACUGACAAUACCAUUAUGCCUAACAAAACGAAAAAAGAAAAGUAAUGUACUACAACUUAUUAACCAUUCGGAAGCAGAAAGCAAGCAGAUGCCAUCAGUAGAGAUGCAAACACCAGCGAAAACGACUAAUGCGAAAGGUAGUGCGAAGGAAAGUACUGAAAAUACAGAGAGUGAGAAUGCCAAAAAGAAAGCUUCUGCGAAUACUGAAAAUCAUCCUCCUACCACCCAACUAACAAAAAUAAAAUACUCAGGUCCUGCACACAUAAAAAAAGACAAGCGUCAAAAUUCUUCAAGAUUCAGUGUUUCUAAAAACCGAGAACUGCAAAAAUUAACACCAAUGAGGGAUGCUCCUUUGACUGAACGCGAACAGCUGUUCAUCCAAAAAAUCCAGCAGUGUGGUGUUUUGUUUGACUUUGUACAAGACCCACUAAGUGACUUAAAAUGGAAAGAAGUAAAACGGGCUGCAUUAAAUGAAAUGGUAGAAUAUGUUUCACAAAACAGAGGUAUAUUGACUGAACAUAUAUAUCCUGAAGCAAUACAGAUGUUUGCUGGAAAUUUAUUUAGAACAUUACCACCUUCCUCAAAUCCUAGUGGAGCUGAAUUUGAUCCUGAGGAAGAUGAACCAACUCUAGAAGCUGCUUGGCCACAUUUACAGCUUGUAUAUGAAUUUUUUCUACGGUUCUUAGAAUCUCCAGAUUUUGUACCUAACAUAGCAAAACGGUAUAUAGAUCAAAAAUUUGUAUUACAGCUAUUGGAAUUAUUUGACAGUGAAGACCCUCGAGAGAGGGAUUUUCUUAAGACUAUUCUUCAUAGGAUAUAUGGUAAAUUUCUUGGUCUGAGGGCCUAUAUCAGGAAACAAAUAAAUAAUAUAUUCUAUAGGUUCAUUUAUGAAACAGAACAUCAUAAUGGUAUAGCUGAAUUAUUAGAAAUCUUGGGAAGUAUUAUUAACGGGUUUGCUUUGCCUUUAAAAGAAGAACAUAAAGUAUUCUUACUCAAAGUAUUAUUACCUCUUCAUAAAGUUAAGUCUUUGAGUGUAUAUCACCCCCAGCUAGCAUAUUGUGUGGUCCAAUUUCUUGAAAAGGAUCCUAGUUUAACAGAACCGGUGAUAAUGACAUUAUUGAAAUUUUGGCCAAAAGUCCACAGUCCUAAAGAAGUCAUGUUUUUGAACGAAUUAGAAGAAAUUCUGGAUGUCAUUGAGCCUGGAGAGUUUGUAAAAGUUGUACAGCCAUUAUUUAGACAAUUGUCAAAAUGUGUUUCUAGUCCUCAUUUUCAGGUUGCUGAAAGAGCCUUGUACUUCUGGAACAAUGAGUACAUCUUAAGUUUGAUUAAUGAAAAUGUGGCUGUUAUUCUCCCUAUUAUGUUUCCAGCACUUUAUAUGAGUAAAGAACAUUGGAAUAAAACAAUCCAUGGUUUGAUAUAUAAUGCAUUAAAAUUGUUCAUGGAAAUUAAUCAGAAAUUAUUUGAUGAGUGCACUAUUCAGUAUAAAGCAGAACGACAGAAAGAAAAAGAACGAAAUAAACAGAGAGAUGAUGCUUGGAACACAUUGCAAAAUUUAGCCAUGACAAAUCCUAAGUUUGGAAAAGUACUGCAUAAAUCUUCAUCUGACAGUGUAUCGAAUCCUGAAAAUAAUGGUCACAGUAACCCUAAUUGUGUAUCAGAAGAAGAAGGAGAUGUUGUAGCCAGUUUAGACAAAUUAGAAUCAGAAGUUCAUGCGCUACAAAAAAGAAAAGGUAAAGAAAAACCGCUUCUACGAAGAAAAUCAGAAUUACCACACGAUAUGACAACAUUAAAAGCUUUGGAAACUCACAAGCGACCUGAAGAAUUUCUGUGUUCAGCAACUGAGCAACAAGCUGCUAAUUGACUGCUUACAUCUGCAUAUGGGAAGUAGUUCAAGGCUAGUUAGACAACGGUACUUCCUCUUGUCACAUGUAUUGUAUAUUGCUGAUCUGUGUGGUGCAUGCUUGUUACUUACUCGGUACUUCACAAGUAAGUGGCUUAGCCAAUACAGAUUGCAGCUUAAGGGUAAAGUUGGGUUCAACAUUACUUCUUAAGUCCUAAACAUGAAAAUUUAAUUUAUGAGUGUAUUAUUUUGAAGAUGUCUGUCACACAGACAGGAAUUGUUCAACAAGACACUUGUGCAUGGUUUCAAAUUGGCUAGUUUGACUGUUUUUUUUUUUUUUAACAUGGUUAAAAAAAAAAAUAAAAGAUUUUUCCCUUCUCCACCCCUCUCAUAUAGCUCAGUGAAACAUGUCUAUUGGCCUUAAUCUACCACAUUUAUAACUUUAGAAGGCACAAGCUUAGUAUUUUACUUUUGGGUUUCCUCCAAAAAGUUCAGAAAAAAGAAAAAAAAAAGAAAAAGGUAAAAAAAAAUCAUAAAAAAGUUCAGAUUUAGGAGUUUUUUCUUUACAAAGUUAUUAAUCAUUCUUUUAAAUUAUUUUUCAUUUUUUUUUUUUUUCAUUUAAGAUUUAGAAUUUUAAUGUCAUCUGUGGAAAAUAUUCUUUGAAUAGAUAAGGAAUGUGUUUACAUUAAAAUAAAAUUUAAAUUUCCUUUAAAAGGAAUUGAUGAAUAUUGGGAAAAAAAAAGAAAAACAUCAUCAAAGCAUUAUGACACAUUUUAACCAUAUGCUUUUCCUUAUGUACAUCUGAAGGUGAAAUUGUUUUGGGUCUGUUAGAACUGCAUGUCUUAUUAGUUAAAAAUAUAUUUUCUGUACACACACAUACACACAUACGCAUCAAUAGUUUAGUUUAUUAUUAUUAUUAUUAUUGUUGUUAUUAUAAUUAUUAUUAUGGUUCACCACAAACAUGUGGGUUGGUUUAAAGCCCAAAAGAUCCAUUGGUGCUGCUAGAAUUCAACCUGAACUUAUACCUUGGAUGCUUUUGUGUAAUGUAUAACCAGUUAGCCCAUUUGUCCAAAGCAUUUUACUUCCAAGAGUUCCUACUACCUUUCAACACCUCCCAGAUUGGGGGGAAGAGUGCUUUUCUCUUACAAAUUCAGGCUUCAUACUGUUAGGUUAUAUACAAUACAUGUGACUGUGCCUAUUUGCUACAAUUGUUGUACACUGGACCAAAUGUUGCCAAUAAUCUGACCAAACUUCAGCAACUUCAAACAGUUAAAAAAAUUUUUUUUUAAAAUCUAUUUCAUCUCUCUAAAUCCAUUGCAAAUCACAAUGGUUGACAGCACACCAAUUGUGGAGUUAUAUUAUUUCAUUUGUAAGUUUAGCAGUUUUCUCUGCUGAGAAAAUUUCCACUGCUGUUAUUGAACUAUUUCAGAAUUAGUAAAAUAUCAGUUACAGUUUCAUAGAUUCCACAUUUCAGUAAUUUUGGUAACUGGUAACAGAUUUCCUAAUCCAUAAACAAGACUGCAUAAUUCUGUAUAGUUCUUUGUUUCUUUUGAUGUGUGUGUGUGUGUGUGUAUAUACUCCCAUACAUACAGGUUUCUUUUUAAUGUCACAAAGUAAUUAUUUCUCUGUUUAUGGGAUACUAUUUUACCCUGAUUGAAAUAAAUUUCUUUGUUAAUAUGACAUACUGCCCAUUAUGGAGAAAUAGCAAGCAAAAUAUAUUGACUGAUGUGUUUUAAUAUAUUCACUGUUGAGAGUUCUUAAAAGUGUUUAUUAUUGUAGUGUAUUACUUUGUAAUAUUAAAGUAUAGUUUAAGCUAUAUAUAUAUAUAUAUAUAUAUAUAUAUAUAUAUAUAUAUAUAUAUAUAUAUCUGUAUGUAUCUGUAUGUAUCAUCAUAGAUUGAAUUAAUCAUUUUAUUUUUAAUUCAUAGUAUCCAUACGAAAUCAUUUGAAAUUCAUGUAAAGGGUUUACUCAUCUAGUAAUUUUAUUAGUUCACAUAUGUUAGUUUUAUUAGCAGAAAGUUUGAGGUAUAAUCUCUUUCCAGUUAAAAUGUUUAUGAAGUUGAAGGAGAGUACCGUGAAGAAUAAAAAUGGAAUAAGCUGUUGUUUUGUUUGAGUAUAUUUAUUGAAAUAAAGACUAAAUAGAUAACAGAAAUAAGUCCCAUUAUCAAUUAUCUGGUAAGAUUUUAAAACUAAAUGAUAAGCACCAAUAUUUAAGUGAGAAACAGGCCCACUUAGUUCUUGCUUGGUAAAUGGUCCAAUCAGUUGGUUUGUUGAUAUUUUCAGGUUCUCUAACAUAAGUGAAAGGAAGUUAUCCUCAAACUGGAAACCAGCCUUGACUCUUGUGGCAGUAGACUCUGCUAAACGCACCCAAAGGCCAGGUGUUGGUGGUGUUAAACUUGGCAAUGGAUUAAAUCAAUCACCCAUGAAUGUUCCCUGAAGUGGGCUUUUGUACAGUUUCUGUCAACGAAAUUCCACCCACAAGGUAUUGGUUGAUCUAAGGCUUUAGUAGAAAACACUUGCCCUAGGUGCUUGUGCAGUGGGUUUGAACCUGAAUCCACUUUGCUGUGAAACAAACUUCUUAACUAUUCAGCCAUUGCUCUAUGGAACCCAUUUAUUUGAUCUAGUUAGAUCUGGAAAGUUCUUGAUAAACAAUCUUUAUUGUAGUAUAAUAGUAGAAUUAACAAAUAUUACUUAGUUUAUAUUCUGGGAUUUUUCUCAAAUUAAAAUAAAAGAAAAAAGUUUUCUUUGCUAUUAUUUGGGAUAUAAAAUACCUGAGAUACAAGUCAUAUGAAAUUUAUAAGAACUGGAAUGCAUGCAGUCAAAUAAUAAUUCUCUCUCUCAUAUAUAUAUAUAUAUAUAUAUAAUACCCCCCCCCACACACACACAUAUACACACACACAUAUCCGUCCAACCCAUGUAAGCAUGGACAAAUGGAUGUUAGAUCAAUAACAAAAUAUUGUACGUUUAAAAAGUGGAUAACAUGUUACUCUAUUAAAAUAAAAUAAAAAAAUUUGUCAUGUUUUGCCAUUAACAGAUAAUUGGAGAAAAAAAAUCUCUAUGCAGUUUAAAUGUUUAAUGUGUCUGCAUUAACAUACAAUAUGUUGUAACACAUGCUUAAUAUGUAAUAAACUGGCUUAGCUGUUUUUUUUUUAAGAUAAAUUAUAAAAGGAAAGUUGAUUUCAUUUUCUUUAGUUAAAACGAAAAAGUUUUUUCUUCAGUGUUAUUGUUAUGGCAAUAUUCUCAGAUGGUUCAAUUUCAUUUAAAAAAAAGUUUUAUUUUUGACAUGGAAUAAUUGGUUUGUAAGAGUUAAUAAUAUAUUACACACACACACACACACACAUACAUAUAUGAGCUUUUUUUGGCAUCCCUUCUUUCACACACAUACACACUCACAUGCUCUUUCUCUCUCAAGCACACACUAACUAAAACUAUGCAGCAGUAAUUUCCAGAACAUAGUAUCAUUCAUUACUGUCAUUCUUGAAUAUAUCUUUAGUUUUUAAACGUUCCUAUCUCUUUGAUACUGAUAUAACAUUCAUCCUCAUCAUCGCUACCAUCAUCAUCAUCAUCAUCGCUAUCAUUAAUAACAACAACACUUCAUCUCAAAUUAUUUUUGUUAAUUUCAUUUUUUUUUUUGUCUUAAAUUUCAUUCAGCAUUUUGAGUUAGAGAACUGAUGUGUAUGUUAUUUUCUUAUUUGAUUUCUGUGACAAUCUCCAGUCUCUUCCCAUACUCACUGUGUGUGUGUGUGUGUAGUACUGUCCCAGCCAGAGUGGUCAAUGAUUAUUGGCUGGAAUUAGUAAGAGUAGUACUGAUGUGAACUGAGAAAAGGUAAAUGUAUGUGUGUGUAUGUGUGUAUGUGUGUAUGCCUGUGUGUGUGUGUGUGUGUGUAUACACACACAGAUGGUAGUUUAUUUAUUGAUUCAAAGCUAAAGCAUCCCUCCAUUCCUCUAGACAUUCACCAGGAUGUUGGCAUGAAGUUUUCUUGUGGGGAAAAAUAAAAUGAAAUUUAGGGGCAGGGAUGAGGAGAAAGGGGUAAGAAGGGUCUGAAACUCAAAUUAAAAACAAAUUUUUAAAAAAUGCUCCAAUAAAACUUAAAAUUAUGAUUGAAUUUGGAAGAGGUUUACAGAAGCAGGGAAUGGUAAAAUUAAUCUGAAGUUUCUAUUUAUAAUUAUAUUACAAGGAAAUUUAAGUUAAAUCCAUUAGAGUUCAGGAUGAAAUUGGCUUUUAAUAGAUAAAGUGUGUUUUAUUAUUCAUUUGAACUUAAUUGUUUUAGGACAAUAAGAUCUCCAUUUAGAUUUGAAUUAUUUUAGUUAUUACCUACAUAUAAUUUUUGCUUUUUUUUAUAGGAAUAUUUGAAUAACAAUAAAAGCAUUUAUAAUAAACAAUAAUGAAUUUUUUGAUGAGCUUAUGCUACUUCUGCUAAAAUCACAGCUAAAUCGCUCUCAAACUACAUGUAGAAAAAAAAAAAAAAGAACAAAGGUCACAUUUGGUCCUUUGUCUGAAAAUGGAAACAGUUUGGUCAGUGGUGUGCUUAAAGUUUAUUAUAUGGGGCUAAAACAACCUCUAUAUUGUCUUUUCCUCUUUCUCUCUCUUUUUAAAAAUGGAAUAAAAUUCUUGGGAGGGUCAAUGCAGGUUUAUAAUUUUAAUUUUAAAUCAUUUUCUGCUUGUCUAGUUCAGUGUAACUUUUUACUUAUGUAUAGAAAUCUUUCAAUUUUAAAGUAAGAUUUAUGAAAAGUAGUAAUAAUAAUAAUAAUAUUAUAAUAAUAAUAAUAAAGUGUAAACUAUUUUGUACAAAGGGGAAAAGUGAUUAAGCUUAAUUUUUAGAAAUAAAAAUGUGAUUGUGAUAAAUUUUUGACUAGACCUUCAUUCAUGUAAAUUUACUUUUUUUUUUUUUCUUAUGCUCAUUGUCUUCAUCUUUCUUGCUUUCAUGAAAUUGGUAAUGUGCCUGUUUCACAGAAUAAGGUAUAUCUUAUACCUGUUUCAUGAAGGAAACUUCCACAGAGUGUGUGUGUGUGUGUGUAUAUAUAUAAUAUUAUAUUAUGUAUGUAUGGUACAUGUGGUUAGAUGAUGGCGUGUGUAUGUGCAUAUUCGUGUGUGCGUGUUUGUAUCUAUGUAUGUAAUGACAUUUGUGGCUUCUUCCCGAAUUUAUAUCCGAAGCCAUGAAGUUUGGAAUCAUAUUUACAUUCUGGACAGUUGAAAAUGCAAGCUUGUAUGAGUGUUUACUAUUGGUGCAUGAUUCUCUUUGAAAAGGUUAAAAAAAAAAAAAGUUUGCAUUAUUAGGCCUUUCUGUCUAUAGUCCAAUUUUCUCUUCUCUCCCUGUGCAGCAUCUCAUAAUGCAGUACAAUACAUUUUUUUUUAAAAUUCAAAUCUACAUCAUUGGAGUGAUGUUUGUUUGCUGUAAACAAUUGAGAAUGUGCUACAUCAUGUUUAUGACAAGCUGUUAUCACAGGAACUAUGUCAAACUGAGAAAUAAAGUUGUCAAAUCAUA